This is a messenger RNA of Anopheles coluzzii, 5432 nucleotides long. It is a transcript of the gene E2f1, whose product is annotated as transcription factor E2f1. Gene Ontology annotation, biological process: regulation of transcription by RNA polymerase II. The transcript has 8 exons. Lineage: Eukaryota; Metazoa; Arthropoda; Insecta; Diptera; Culicidae. Gene Ontology annotation, cellular component: RNA polymerase II transcription regulator complex. The record is from RefSeq and is a predicted model, not a curated record. The coding region runs from base 1280 to 3697 and encodes 805 amino acids. Gene Ontology annotation, molecular function: DNA-binding transcription factor activity, RNA polymerase II-specific; RNA polymerase II cis-regulatory region sequence-specific DNA binding; protein dimerization activity.
GUUUGAGCGGGGCCGCUAUAGUGAUGGUCCGUGUCGAUGCCGCGACGAUCCUUCCGUUCUCGCUGGGCGGAUAAUUCCUCGUCAACGUUCGAUCGAAGCAACCCGCCCGUCUACCGUCGUGCAUAGGAAAAGCACUUUUCCGGCCACCGAAAAGUGGGUGUGCAAUUUUAAUUUCGCAAUAAUUAAUGCUGUUGUGCCCGCUGUUUAGUUGUGGAAAGUGACAUUAAACAAACAAUACACAGCCGAUACUCGUAUACGCAAAAAGUGCGCUUGGGUGGAAAGUUGACGGUUCUCGGCUUCUCGGCGUACGCGUACGUGUGUCAUCGAAGCGGACGACAGCGCGAGCACAACGCAUAUACAGCCAGCAGAAGCAGAAGCAGCAACAGCAGCAGCAGCAGCAACAGCAGCCCAGAUUAGGUUCAGUGGGUCUGAAUGUUUAGAGGGGCACAAACACACACACAAAUCCGUGUUCUUCCCUCUUCGAGUGCAAAGUGAAUGUGGCGAACGAUUAGAAAAAGGGCUUUGAAAUUGGAAUUUUCUCCCCCCAAAACCGGGCCUAUCAUCAUAACGCCCCCCCCCCCCCCCUCCCCUCAAUGGCACACUGAAGUGAGGGAGCGCACCCGAGCUGUUUCCUGGUGGGAAAAAUCGCCGUAAAGGAUCGAGAGCAGCUGGAAGGGGAACGAUCACUAAUGAAUGAUCGAAUUGUGCAAGCAGCAGCAACAGCAGCAGCAGCAGUUGUGUAGUAAAAGCCACAGAAUGCCUUCAGUUUACGCUCGCUGAAUCGCCGCUGCCCCUCCGCCGGGUAUUAGCUCUAGGAAAGACACACGCCAGUAGUGUACAAAAACAAAAACAAACAAAAAACUUAAUCCCGCCGACAGCUGUACUCCUCCCAACCCCCAACCAAAGUCAAAGUUUUGCAAGUAUGGUGUGAGUGCAACGUGCAAGUACAGUGCAAUUCUGAACCGCGCGCUUGUCUCGUCCGUCAGUGUGUGUGUGGGCAGGCGAGGGCAGGAUACGGUGAGGGUGGGUGAAAAAAGGUCCUGCUUCCUUCGUCACCACAAACUCCCCUUUGUGUGGCGCAGAAGGGGGUGCGUGCGCGCGCGCUCACUCGCACGUCCAGUUUUGCUGUAUGGGCAUGGUGUGGUGGUGGCCUACGUUGGUCUAUGUAUGACAUUGGCGAGAGGAAGGAGACGUGUGUAUCAUCCCGUGUCCCGUGAAAGCGAGCGGCAGCAAGAAACGCGGUGAGAACACUAGUGCGCGCUCCGCACCGUUCCGGAAGAUGUACGCGAAGCAGCAAACAAAGGUCGCUGGUGGAGGAGGAGGAGCAAUAGGUGGUGGUGGUGGUGUUGGUGGUAGACAAAGCAUAAAGGCUGAGUAUCAAGCCGGUGGCAAGGUGGCGAGUGGCGGUGUGGCCGGUGCCGAGCGUCGGGCCAGUACGGUUUACGCGCGGAAAGCGUCAGUGGUGAGCAACAGUAGUGACGUGUCGAACGAUGACUACGAGGAGGUCAAGCCGGACCUGCACGUUAGCUCGCACCUGCUCGACCAUGGGUACGGGUGCGGGGUCGUGGGGGGUUCGUUCACGACCGUGCCGAUAAUUUCUAUCCCGCCGGCGCAUCCCAAACAAUCGCAGCAUGCUGCAGCAACCGAGCAGCAGCAGCAGCAGCGUGGCCAUCAUCAACACACUAGUAGUAACGUUAGCAGUAGAAACAAUCACUCCAACGGCAGGAGCAGCCAUCAUCACAGUAGUACGCCCACUUCAACCACCAUGCCAUCAUCGUCCUCAACGACAACCUCACGCAGCGGGGGCAAGCAGCAGCAGCAGCAACAGCAGGAGCAGCAGCAGAAUCAGACCCAGCAGCAACAGAACCACCACGGCAGUGGCAAGCACAACGCGGCCGAUCCACCGAUCACUAACUUUUUCAGGGCCAUCAAACGAUCGUCACAAUCGUCGAGCAUAUCUCCCACACCGGCCAAAAUAGCGAAGAGCAGCAAUGGCAGCAGCAUGAAGACGCCCAACUCCACCUGCUCCACGCCCACAUCGUCAAUAUCGUCCUCUUCGUCCAAGAAGCGCUACUCGGAACGAACUAGGUACGACACGUCGCUGGGGCUGCUGACGAAAAAGUUCAUCGAUCUGCUGAACGAGUCACCGGACGGGGUGGUCGAUCUGAACAUCGCGUCGACGAAGCUGAAGGUGCAGAAGCGGCGCAUCUACGACAUUACCAACGUGCUCGAGGGCAUCGGCAUGCUGGAGAAGAAGUCGAAGAACAACAUCCAGUGGAAGUGCGGCAACACGGUGUGCAAUAUCGAUCGCAACACGCGGGUGCAGCGCGAACGGUACCGGUUGCAGCAGAAGGAAAACAUGCUGGACGAGAUGAUCGUGGAGCUGCGAACGGCCACGAACGAGGAGAUGGCGCACACGAAGCAAGGCUACUUUACCUGUCAGGAUCUGAGCUCGCUGGAGAUGUUCCGCGAGCAGACGAUCGUUGUUAUUAAGGCACCACCAGAGGCUAAACUGGAGUGGAUGAACGAGAAAAUGCAACGAGAAAUUGUGCUAAAAUCUGAGAAGGGAGAGAUCGACGUGUUUAUCUGUCCAACGGACGAGCCCGGCGCCGUCGACAGUCCGGCAGUGAUCGCCGGCGACCCGCUGCUGGAAAACUUCGAGCCCGUACUGUCGCCCUUCCAGCGAGUGGACAAAACUUCCAGUCCAAGGCGUGGUGCAGCAAACCCGUCCCCGUACGCGGCACAGCGCAAUCUCAACCGUGCAUUGUUCGAGGAAGGGUCUGUGAUGAAGAGCGAACCGGCGGAAGGUGGUGCCAGCGAGAGCAGCAUACACUCGGCCGUUGCGUCUCUGUUCAACCUGUCCGGCAGCAGCGUGCCGCAGAAGGUGGUGGUGCAUGCCGAGCGGUACGAACUGCCGCUGGGCAGUAGCGGUAGCCCGCUGGCCUCAUCCAGCAGUACGUCCGGUGCGGGCGAUUGUAGUACCAGCAGCUACUACCAACACCACCACCACCCAUCCACUGCUGUUGCUGCUGCUGCGGUGGCAGAUCCAUCCGAGUUGCAUUUCGAUGCUAGUCAGACAACGACGACGAUGAUCGGGUCCGCGGCGACAACGUCCAAGACUGGCGUGAGAGUUAAAUCCGAACAUGUGCCUGAUAGUAGUAAUAGUAGAAGUAGCGAAAUGCUACCACCGUCCGCCAUCUCGGCGGACAGUGGCGUGUUCGUGUGGGGUGACGGCGUGAUGGACGGCGACGAGCAUCAUCAUCAUGGCACCACCAGGCACGAUGGCGGCGGUGGUGGUGGUUCCGGCAUGGCGACGUCGUCGUCGUCCUCCAGCUCGUCGUCCACCGUUUCGUCGUCCAUGCUGUCCGGUGGCGUGAUGGGCCAUCUGAACAACAAUCACAUCCACGGCGGCGGCGUCAAAGCGAUACCGGAGGAGAUCACUAACAAGAACGCAUCGCUGUCGGAUACGAAGCUGAGCCCGAACCUGUUCCAGUUCGAUUUUGGCAGCACGAUGUCGGCGCUAAAGCCGCCGAGCACCAAGUCCUCGCCGGAGAAUCUGCACCAGCGCUACGGCCUGUCGGAUUUCGACGCAAUGCAUGAUCUGGACAUUUUCCUACCGCUGGAACCGACCGCCGACUACAAUCUGUCCCUAAACGAAUCGGAGGGUGUAUUCGAUUUGUUCGAUUUCAACUCAUAAAGCUGGUAGAGGCGGCCGCUCUAGCCGCACAGAGUUGCCAACACAACAAACACCGGGCCGGCGCCGCCUACUGUGUGCUGUGCAGCAAGGCAGCGCUGUUAAAAGGAUAUUCGCAAGCUGGCACAACUCCGGCAGAGGCGGGCAAACACGCGCGCGCGGCCACAUUCAUUUGUCAAACCUUACAAAACCGAUACGCUUUCACCUAUAGUAUGCGCAGCAGCGAGCGCGCAUCCACUGCUACCGUUUGUAGCAGCAGCAGUAGCAGCAGUAAAGCAUAUUAUCAUCAUUACAAGCGGGGGGAGAGCACGCCGCAGAGCGCGUGCGUGUAACGAAAUUGGCACAAAACAAACGGUGUUAAAUUAGGAGUUUUUUUUUAUGAUUAGAAAUGCAGGCUAAGGAUAGUAAUUUUAAGGCAAUUAGUGUUUUUUUUCUUCGAAUUAGCAUUACUUUAAACGAAUCCUUAUCACCAAGCGCGUGUGUAUGUGUGUGUGUGCGCAUACAUAACCGCUCCACAAUUUUAAAGCACUCCUCCCCGGUGGGGGGUAGCAGCAUAUGCAAAUAUGCGCGACGAAAGGCUCUUUUUUAAGUUUGCAAACAAAGUGUGCAGGUGCAUUAUUAAAACCAAACAAUGUCAAUAUUUCUCCUUUUACUCUUUCCCUUCCUGUGCAGGAUACAGCCAGGAUAUUCUCUCCCUUUCCCCAACGCCCCCCCCCCUCUAACUGAAGAGGACAAAACACCAUACAGUCGCAGAACAUCAUCAAUCCCGGCCUAGCCACCAUCAUCCCCGCCCCUGCCUACACUCUCCUCUGCUCUGCCGUAUAAUUUUUAUUACUCAAUUUUGUUAACAAGUUUGUUUUCGUCUGUUCUUGAUGGUUUCUUUCACACGCGGGAGGGGGCACCCGACAACAAAGUUAUUUCAUUUGAUAAGUAUUUUCUUUUGUUGAAUUUUGUUUUUGUUUUGCAAUGUUCUUUUUCUCGUUCUUUCUGCCAAUGCCCCUUUCUAGUUUUUGCAAACUUAUUUCCCCACACCACCACCACCACCCACCCCACAGAACUGAGAGAGUUGUGUAAUAUUAGAUGCGUAAGGAUGAAAAAAAAACAACACGAGUGUGGGAGACAAACUUUUUGUUUACUUCCGAUAGGUUUUGAGCAAGAGUGUAUGUGUGUGUUUGUGUGUGUGUUGCUAUUAAAUCUGUGGCAUUGUAACAUUAUGCCUCGAUGUUAGUAGAAUCUGUUGCGUAAAAGAGCCAUCAGCUUCGGCAGAGUGGGCAAGAGAAGUGGGGGAGAAAAGAGAGAGAGAGAGAGAGAGAGAAAGAGAGAGAGAGAGAGAGAGAGAGAGAGAGAGAGAGAGAGAGAGAGAGAGAGAGAGAGAGAGAGAGAGAGAGAGAGAGAGAGAGAGAGAGAGAGAGAGAGAGGAAAGAAAUGCAACCAAAUCGUUUCGGAUUCGGAAAAACUUACCAAGUCUUUCGGCAAGUAUAGCAACAUAUUAAACAGCAACACGAAAACGCAAGGAUAAGACUUAAUCAUUUUUCAUCCAUCUUGCGUAGUUACUUUUUUGUUUCGUUUGUGGUAAACCGUAAUGUAAAUAUAGUCGAUAAGGAUUGUAAAUUAUUUUCAAUAAAUUGUUCCGGUGCGAUUGAAAACCACACACAAGCACAUACACAAGCACACACACGCACACACACAUACACCGACGGCAAAGGGAACGUUUAAGUACACCGGUAGAUGAACCAGA